AUGGGUGGGUUUUCGGACGCUGAUGACUACCGUGUGCUGCCUAACCAGGACGCCAAGAUGGAUAUUUUCCGUCAUGUCAAUACCAUGACCAAGGGACGUGGUUGGCUUCCGACCAGCGAGAAAGGGCGCGUUCGUAUGGAGAGAAAGGGCAAGGUGGGAGAUCUAGUGCACCAGAAGGAGUCCAAGCUGUACAAAGAUUAA
Molecule: messenger RNA, 201 nt
Organism: Clonostachys solani
Lineage: Eukaryota; Fungi; Ascomycota; Sordariomycetes; Hypocreales; Bionectriaceae
Source: the annotation of a GenBank genome assembly